ACGGGGAACACCUUCGCACCCUGGCAGGCAUCUGGGAGAACAAACAAGGAGCAGUCAUGGAGAAGACUUACAUGUCCAUGUUCCUGCUGCUUGUCACCAUCUCCUGCACUCUGGCAAAGGAUGUGGGCAAGAAGGAGACAAAGGAGACUACUGCUAAACCAAAACUGCCUCAGACACUCUCCAGAGGCUGGGGAGACCAGCUCAUCUGGACGCAGACGUACGAAGAAGCCCUCUUCCGCGCCAAGCACAGCCAGAGACCCCUGAUGAUUAUCCACCACCUGGACGACUGCCCGCACAGCCAAGCACUCAAGAAGGUCUUUGCUGAACAUAAAGAUAUACAGAAACUGGCUGAAAAAUUUGUUCUCCUGAACCUUGUGUAUGAAACCACAGACAAGAACCUUUCUCCUGACGGCCAGUACGUCCCUCGGAUUCUGUUCAUAGAUCCUUCCCUGACUGUGAGAGCAGAUAUUACUGGAAGAUACUCAAACCGUCUCUAUGCAUACGAGCCCGCUGACAUUUCACUGUUGUAUUCAAAUAUGCAGAAAGCUCUGAAGCUCCUGAAGACUGAACUGUGAGGGGAAGAAGGAAGCCCUUAAAUACUAUGAAGUCUGAUCUUCCAUCUCUUCUCCACUCAUUGAAACUGGUGAAGAGAUUAAUAUUUAGAGUGAUACUUAGUGAUACGUAGUGCUGGUUUAUAUAUAUAAACACUACAGUUUUACAUUAGCACUUUUGUACUGGGCAGCAUUUUUAAAAGCUGGAGGCUUUUAAUUUAAGGCGUACAGAAGAACACUGUAUGAUCCAACUGUAAAAAUGAUUUUUUUAAAAAAAUAAAUCCAUUUCAAGUGUUUACAUACAAAA
Tauraco erythrolophus (red-crested turaco) is the source of this 858-nucleotide messenger RNA. RefSeq names its product anterior gradient 2, protein disulphide isomerase family member (gene AGR2). Gene Ontology annotation, molecular function: dystroglycan binding. Lineage: Eukaryota; Metazoa; Chordata; Aves; Musophagiformes; Musophagidae. The record is from RefSeq and is a predicted model, not a curated record. Gene Ontology annotation, cellular component: endoplasmic reticulum.